CCUAAUGAAAUGCUCAAGCUUUUGGGACGAUUUCUCGCCUAGCUUUUGUUGUUGUGCGUUGGCAAAAACGAACGCUGUGGGUGCGCUAUGCACUAAUACAAACACAACUGAGCUCGCCAGUAUGCGUGUGUGUUAAUUGUGUGCAGUUGCAGUUGUAGUUGUAGUUGUGUAGUGGCUGUGAAAUGGGUUCAUUGCACGUAGCCCCCAAAAGCGACCAACUGGUCGACAGAUCGACCGAACGUCGGACCGACCAUACGAACGCCCAUUCGUCAGUAACUAGGCGUUUAUUUGUGUGCGUGUGCGUGAGUGUGUGUGUGUAUGCGUAUACAUAUGCAGCUAGGUACAUAGUUGUUGCUGUUUAGACAGCCUGACCGGGCCGCUCUGCUUAGCUGCGUCUGCGUCUACGGCCUGUGCUUUAGCUUCGCUGUUGCUGUCGCUGUUUGCUGCUUCUGUCGCAUCGGUCAUCGUGCAUUUUGCUCUGUUUGUGUGUGCCUGCAUUUUGCUCAGCACUCAACGCCGUUUGGCGCUGCUCUUUUGUUUCGCAUUCGCGUUGAGAGCGCAGCACGAGUUUUGCCUUUGCGUCUAAUGCGGCCCGACUUCAAGCCGACGCCGUGGCCACCUUCAACUGCGCGACGAGUCUGUGGCAAACCCAACAAGACACACACAUAUACCUACACAGGCCAUGCAAUUAUUCGCCGAUAAUUGAUGUCAAAGGACGCAGUUGUGCUCCGCGUCCGCUGUUGUCGCCGCCGCCGCCAACGCCAACGCCACCGCCGCCACCGCCUUCGCCUUUGUCGCCCUUCCUCCUCUAUAACCAUAUCCUGUCGUCAUGCCAAAGGAGGAUCCGUUCGUGAAUCGCGCUCAGCUGCUGAAGGCCAUCAAGAAGUAUCCAGAAAUUUGGGACUCCAACAACAAGCUUCACUUGUGCCGCAGCGUCACAUCGCCCAUGUGGAACGAGAUCGCCGAACAGUUCGGCGGUCAUGUGCCUACAGUCAAACUACAAUCGAUUUGGAGUCAAAUGAAGUAUCACUAUCACAAUUUGGUGCAUCGGCAGAUCCUGCACAAGGAGCGCUUCAAUACCAAGUGGGAACACUUCGAACCCAUGUCGUUUAUGUACAACAUAACGGUCGCAAAGAUCGUUGGCGCUCAGUCCAACUCGAGCAACUCUGAAGCGAGUUCUCCAAGCGAGCCAGCUCACCCGGUGGGCGGCUCACCUCCUGCACUGCCACCGCCUCCUUUACCAAGUGCUACUCAUGGACGCGGGCGUCCCAGCGGCAGCUUCAGCUGGCUGCAGUCCACAGCCGCAGUGUCGCCACCAAUUGUACAGCAAUCCGCUGCCGCAGCCGCCAUCUCUGCACCCACUGAGCUACCUCAUCUCAUUGAGCAGCCGGCAGCGCAUGGCAUGACCUACACCGCCUUCACAGGAUUAGUGCCGCCGGCUGCUGUCACCGUGGAGGCAACGACCACGCCCAUGCGCAAACUGGGCCGGCCCAGUUCGUUGCACAACAGCAUGCGCGGUCGCAUCAUCGAUGCCAUUAAGGCGCGCCCCUCCCUGUGGGCGGGACGCCAGCGUAGCGAGAAAGGCCAGGGCCAAAGCCGCACCUCCGCCGUCUGGAAGGAAGCGGCCAACGAGAUGGGCCUAACGCCGACUCUCAUGCAGACGCGCUGGUCGAUCAUCAAGCAGCGCUAUGUGGAUGAGCUGCAGAAGGAGCGACAUGCGCAGUAUGCACAGCAGGGAUUCCGGUCGAAUUGGGAGCAUUUCGAGCGCAUGUCCUUCAUGCGGGACAUGCUGCUGAGGAAGGUGGACGAACGCGAGCAGACGCGCGAGCACAUCCAGGAGAUGGUGAGCGAGCAGCAGCAGCAACAGCACCAGCCCCAUUCCCUUGCCAUUGGCCAUGGCCAGCCGCAGGCGCAUCCACUGCAGCUCUAUCGCCCGCCUGGUCUGGCCGAGCACUCGCAGGACUUGCCCAUUGGCCAGGUGCAGCAGCAACUGGCGCAACAUGGCGCGCAUCUAAUGCAUCCGCAGCAUCUACAUCUUCAGCAUAAUAAUCAUCAUCCGCAUCUGCAUCUGCAUCAUCAGGCGCCUGUGGCUGGACGACGACGUGUCAAACACGAAUCCGAUCUGGAGUGGGAUCCCUUCGAAAUGAUUCUACAUGUGCAGGGCAAUGGCGAGCCGGCGGCCAACUAAAGCAAGACUGAGAACAGCAAGAGCGAGAUAGGACGAGAGAGAGAG
Messenger RNA from Drosophila hydei, 2233 nucleotides. RefSeq names its product hormone receptor 4. Bases 830 to 2188 code for a protein of 452 amino acids. Gene Ontology annotation, cellular component: nucleus; transcription regulator complex. The record is from RefSeq and is a predicted model, not a curated record. Gene Ontology annotation, biological process: regulation of transcription by RNA polymerase II. NCBI's taxonomy places the organism in Eukaryota, Metazoa, Arthropoda, Insecta, Diptera, Drosophilidae. The transcript has 4 exons.